ACUAGGCUAUUUUGUUUAGUUGUGGUUUUAAUACACGGUAUUACCAGUAUCUGUGAUCCUGGAAGACUAAUCUCCAGAGAAAUUUUUUUUAAGCGAAAUGUAACAGAUUUAAAAUAAGGGAACAUUCACAUUCCUGUUUUUCCUUAAGCAUCCUGGAUAGCAUCUCUAGACGCUGCUGGUGGACUUAAACAGGACGGAGGGCGGAGAGAUCCCUAACUUCACUCUCCAGGCUUGUGACUACUGACGAGGGGAAGGCGGGGCAUCCUCUGGUGCGCCUCAAGCGCUCUCCGGGUCGCAGACACGAGGGCUGGGCGGGCUCGGGGAGGAGGCGGGAGAGGCGAGAGGCUAAGAUCUGGGCGUCUCGAAAGGGCUUUCUGAGACACCCUGCCCAGCCCGAGGGGAUCUCCCGAGGAAGUGGCACCUGGGGACGAUCUUCCUGUUUGACCAGACUUUCCGAACUCCCGCGGCCGGGCCUCCCAGACCCCUCGCCUGGGCUCGACCCUUCUGGCUACCCGCGCCUUACCCUCUCCAAUUCGCCUACCGCCCCAGGGCUCGGCGAAUCCGCUGCGCGCAGCCCCCGGCGAGCGAGCGCCGGACUGCAGUCGUCGCCCCUCGGGGCCGGGGUGCUGGCGCCGCGCGGUGACCGCGGGGGAGUUGUACGCUGCGUGGACCUGCGUCUCCUCCUUGCGCCCCCCGCAGGGGCCACUCCUGCCGGGACCCCGCACCGCAGCUCCAGCGCGCGGGCGCGUGGGAGGAGGGAGGGAAGCAAGGGUGGUGGGGAUGGAGAGGGGGAAAGUGAAGAGAGAGAAGGGAAAGGAGCCGGAGAAAGAGAAAAUACGGGGAAAAGGAAAGGAGGAGAAAGAUAAAAAGAAGGAGGUGGAGAAGGAGAAAAUUAAGGAAAAAGAAAAGGAAAGGGGGAGGGAGGAGAAAAGUAAGAGUAAAGAAGAGGAAAAGAGGAAAGGGCGGGAGACGGAGAAGGGGAAGGAACAAUUUACGGAAAAAGAAGAGAAAGAGAAGGACAACAGCACGUUGGCAAAGCCGCCGCUGGAGCUGCCGGAGAAAAAUAAGCAGAUCCUAGUGCUGGGCCUGGAUGGAGCAGGAAAGACCAGUGUUCUCCACUCUCUAGCUUUAAACAGAGUCCAGCACAGCGUGGCACCUACCCAAGGUUUCAAUGCAGUGUGCAUCAGUACUGAAGACAGCCAGUUGGAGUUCCUGGAGAUUGGUGGCAGCGAACCUUUCCGUUCCUGUUGGGAAAUGUACCUGUCCAAAGGAUUGCUGCUAAUCUUUGUGGUGGAUUCAGCAGAUCACAACAGAUUACCUGAAGCCAAGAAGCACCUUCAUCAACUAAUUGGGACAAAUCCAAUCCUUCCUCUGGUUGUGUUUGCAAACAAACAGGAUCUUGAAGCAGCCUAUCACAUUACAGAUAUCCAUGAAGCUUUGGCAUUAUCUGAGGUGGGAAAUGACAGGAAGAUGCUCUUGUUUGGAACCCAGGUGACUGAGAAUGGCUCAGAGAUACCCUCCAUCAUGCAAGAUGCCAGAGACCUGAUUGCACAGCUGGCUGCAGACAUGCAGUGAUCAGGCCUAGGCCCACUGUGAGGCUCAUGAUUUGAAUGUCACCAGGGAAUGUUUAGCGGCAGGCUAGAAGCCAAAAGUUUCCACUUUCCAAUAAAAAAUAAGGCAUUUCCUAUUUUCUCAAUGCAGGGCAUAUACACAUAUAUAAGAUAAUGUUAAUUGAUUAAGACUUUCUCUAUUUAUAUUUUGAACUUUAAAAAUAUUGGUAAAACAAUGUAUUUGGAGGGAUUUGGAUCUUUUUUAAUUUUUAUUUAUUUUUGGCUGCAUUGGGUCUUUGUUGCUGCAUGCGGGCUUUCUCUAGUUGCAGCAA
This is a messenger RNA of Delphinapterus leucas (beluga whale), 1882 nucleotides long. RefSeq names its product ARF like GTPase 9 (gene ARL9). The record is from RefSeq and is a predicted model, not a curated record. NCBI's taxonomy places the organism in Eukaryota, Metazoa, Chordata, Mammalia, Artiodactyla, Monodontidae. Gene Ontology annotation, molecular function: GTPase activity; GTP binding.